CCUGCCUUCCACGUCCCAGGAGAGGCCUGCGGUGGCCCCGAAUUAGGAGCGAUGAGGUCACGUCGGCAGAGCAGUUUGCAGGCUCUGAAGCGAGCCCUCAUGAAGUUCCCUGAGGAGGCAAAUGGCCACGUCUAGGACAGACAUUCAGUUUUACCUGAUCUCUGUAUGUUGUCAUCUUCUGUACAUCUGGUCCCUAUGCUAGUCCGGCUUUUCCACUCUCCGAUCCGCAGUUCUUCCCGUUCCUUCAUGGAUUUGAAGGCUCUCCUCUCCUCCUUGAAUGACUUUGCAUCCCUCUCUUUUGCUGAGAGUUGGGACAAUGUUGGAUUGCUGGUGGAACCCAGCCCACCACAUACUGUAAAUACACUGUUCCUGACCAAUGACUUGACUGAGGAGGUAAUGGAAGAGGCACUGCAAAAGAAGGCAGAUCUCAUUCUUUCCUACCAUCCGCCGAUUUUCCGGCCUAUGAAGCACGUAACUUGGAAAACCUGGAAGGAACGCUUGGUGAUUCGGGCUCUGGAGAACAGAGUUGGCAUUUACUCUCCUCACACAGCCUAUGACGCUGCACCCCAGGGAGUGAACAACUGGUUGGCCCAAGGGCUAGGAGUUUGUACCUCCAGGCCCAUCCAACCAUCCCAAGCUCCCAACCACCCCACAGAUGGAACUCACCGAGUAGAAUUCAGUGUUAACCAGACCCAGGACCUGGACAGAGUUAUGUCUGAAGUGAAAAGAAUUGGAGAUAUUUCUCUUACUUCUUUUUCUGCUAGGGUUGAUGACGAGGAACAAACAAGGAUCAGUUUGAAUUGCUCUCAGAAGGCUUUGAUGCAAGUUGUGGCUUUCCUGUCCCAGAACAGACAGUUGUAUCAGAAGACUGAAAUACUGUCACUGGAGAAGCCUUUGCUUCUCCAUACUGGAAUGGGACGGUUAUGCACACUGGAUGAACCUGUCUCCCUGGCAACCAUGAUUGAGCGAAUCAAAAGAUACCUAAAACUACCUCAUCUUCGCUUAGCUCUGGGGGUAGGGAGGACCUUAGAGUCCAGAGUGGAAGUGGUGGCCCUGUGUGCUGGUUCUGGGAGCAGUGUUCUACGAGGGGUACAGGCUGACCUCUACCUCACAGGUGAAAUGUCCCAUCAUGAUAUUCUGGAUGCUGCUUCCCAGGGAAUAAACGUGAUCCUUUGUGAACACAGCAACACUGAACGAGGCUUUCUUUCUGACCUUCGAGAUAGGCUGGGUGCUCACCUGGAGAAUAAGAUUAAUAUUAUCCUGUCUGAGACUGACCGGGACCCUCUCCGUGUGAUCUAACACAUACAUGAACAUAAGGAUGGCAGUAUACACAUCAUUUGGGACUGACCUUGAAUUCCUAACAUGAGUACACAGUGUUGAUAUCCUUCUAGGGAAGUGUCUAAGAGUGUAUUAUCAUUUUUGAUUGGUUAAUCUGGCACAGUUUUAUUGCUCAUAAAAUAAAAAAAAAUGUAGUUUAACAUAUUAAAGAACUUGCUGGGCG
Messenger RNA from Dipodomys ordii (Ord's kangaroo rat), 1501 nucleotides. It is a transcript of the gene Nif3l1, whose product is annotated as NIF3 NGG1 interacting factor 3-like 1 (S. cerevisiae). Lineage: Eukaryota; Metazoa; Chordata; Mammalia; Rodentia; Heteromyidae. Bases 166 to 1299 code for a protein of 377 amino acids. The transcript has 7 exons. The record is from RefSeq and is a predicted model, not a curated record. Gene Ontology annotation, cellular component: cytoplasm; mitochondrion.